AUGUCUGCAGAGGAGGCUGCGGCGACAGAUGCACUUCGAACCCCGACGGAUCAAAAUGCUCAGGCAGCCGAGGAUGCAAAAAAGAUGCUAGCUGAGCUCCAAGACGAGGCGCAAUCGAAAGAGGGGCAGAAAGAAUCCAACGGCACGAUAGAGUCUGAGAAGCCUAAAGAUGAUGCUGCCGUAGAGAAAGAGAGUGAAGAGAGCAAGGAUACAACAGACAAGUCUCGAGAAUCUCGACAUCAGGGCCGAUCUGAAUACAGUGGUCGAGGUCGAGGUCGUGGCGGUCAAAAUGGCUGUGGUUCUCGCAAUUACCGAGAUAACAUCAAGUCGGACCUUACCACCCAAGAAGUAAGCAGUGACCCCGCUGCCAUUCGCAAACAGGUGGAAUUCUACUUCUCCGACUCUAAUCUUCCCAACGACAAAUUCCUGCUCUCCAAAGUGGGCGGGAGCAAGAAUAACCCCGUCGAACUCAAGAUUUUGCAUACUUUCAAACGCAUGCGACAUUUCCAGCCCUUUGAAGCCAUUGUAGAGGCCAUGCGAGAAUCCAAAUUCCUCGACCUUACGGAGAACGAUACCUGCGUUCGCCGAAAAGAACCCCUCCCCGAAAGUUUGAACGAUGGUCCAGAUCCGAAUGCAGUCAGAGUCUUCGAGGACCGUGCGAUGCCACGAAGUGUUUACGUCAAAGGGUUCGGUGACGAGGUUCCUAGUACACAGUUCGACAUUGAGGCAUUCUUCUCCCCUUACGGCCCCACCAACGCCGUGCGUUUGAGGCGCACGGAAGAGAAAGUAUUCAAAGGCAGUGUCUUCGUAGAAUUCGAGACGGAGGAAUUGGCCAAGGCAUUCCUGGAAUUGGACCCCAAACCCAAAUACCAAGGCCGAGACCUGCAGAUCAUGAGUAAGAAAGAGUACUGCGACAAGAAGGUGGAAGAUAUCAAGGCUGGCAAGAUCCGAUCAAAUAUCAGACAUGACAAGAGCAAGAGAGACAACCGGGGAGGCCGAGAUGGAAAGCGGAAACGUGAUGAGGAGGAGGAUGAUCGAGAUUGGAGAACCCGUCGAGAUGAAGAUCGAAAGAACGGUUUCCGAGAUGACAGGAGACGUGGCACUCGUGAUCGUGACUUUAAGGGUGGGAAGGGUGGCAGGUUCAAUGGACCUCACAAGGAUGAGAGAGGAAUUCCUGCCGUCAAGUCCGUAGGAGACACAUCUAAAGUGAAGCAGGACUCUGGUCGCGACGAAGCACUUGCCAAAGCAAAAGCAGCUGUAGCAGCAGAAAACGAGAAAGAGGAAGCAGCAAAACAGACAGCGGCAGACAAUGUUGAGUCCACAGAGCAAGAUGGCGAUGCUGAUGUAUCGAACAAGGCCGCGGACGCAGUUGCGGAGAGUGUCCAAGGUGACGCUGAAGCCGUUGCGGGAAAGAAACGCGCACGAGAAGACGACGAGGGAGAGGACGAAGUGGGACGGGAAGUCAAGAAGCUGGAUUCCAAGUCUGAGGCCGUGUCUGCCAACGGAGUUUCAUAA
Messenger RNA from Rhinocladiella mackenziei CBS 650.93, 1515 nucleotides. RefSeq lists its product as uncharacterized. Gene Ontology annotation, biological process: RNA processing. The transcript has 3 exons. Lineage: Eukaryota; Fungi; Ascomycota; Eurotiomycetes; Chaetothyriales; Herpotrichiellaceae. Gene Ontology annotation, molecular function: mRNA binding. The record is from RefSeq and is a predicted model, not a curated record. Gene Ontology annotation, cellular component: nucleus. The coding region runs from base 1 to 1515 and encodes 504 amino acids.